Messenger RNA from Ficedula albicollis (Collared flycatcher), 1180 nucleotides. RefSeq lists its product as uncharacterized. The transcript has 4 exons. The record is from RefSeq and is a predicted model, not a curated record. Bases 542 to 1021 code for a protein of 159 amino acids. Gene Ontology annotation, cellular component: acrosomal vesicle; sperm flagellum; ciliary base. NCBI's taxonomy places the organism in Eukaryota, Metazoa, Chordata, Aves, Passeriformes, Muscicapidae.
CUGCGGGCGAGGCCGCCCCGAGAGCUGCUGAUCUGUCCGCAGGGUCCCGGUUCAGCCCCGGGACCAGGGGCAGGUUGGCCGCGGCCCCGGCGCCGAGCGCGGCGCGGUUCACGGGAGAGCUCGGGCCGCUCCCGUUAACGGCACAGUGCGGGAGCCGCUGCGGCCCUGCUUUUACAGCCCCGAGAGAAGCCCCGGCUCCCCGCGGCCCCGGCGCUCCGUGCAUUGCCGCAUUAUCUUUACAACACGUAAACCCGCUCGGGUUUAUGGCAUCUGAUUGUCAGCGCUCCCCUCCGCCUCCUCUGCCUCUUGUUGCAGCGUCGUCACCACCUCCUUGACUUGCUGCUUGGGGCUCUGGGACUGCAGGCCCCCGACACAACACAUCUCCUCUUUUUCCUGCAUUUAACUUUUUUAUUUUUUUUCCCUCUCCAUAAGUUUUCCACUAACCGACACAAUUGCAACUCAGGCAAGACAUAGAAUUGCAUAAUUUCUAAAAUUGCUUCCUUUCUCUCCUUUUCACCCCCACAUCCAGAAAUAAGUCAACAUGGAUGAGGUGGUGCAUACUCUCAGAAAGAUCGAGGGGAACUACAAGCUCUUCCAGCAGCAGCAGUUCACAUUUAUCAGAGCACUGGAACGCACGCGGGAGGAAGCCCAUGAUUUGGUCAAACCUGUGUCAUCCAUAGUCCAGGUGCAGUUCUACAAGGAACGCAACUGUUACAAUUCCACCGACAGGCGCAUCCUCAACAUGUUCAUCUCCAUCUGCAACGAUCUCCGCCACCUCUGCCACAAGAUGGAAAAGGUGCAUCCUGGGGACUGUGUGACCAACGGCCUUCUGGCAAAGUGCAAACAGCUCCUUAAUGACAGCAACGACUUCACUGCCCUCCGAGCCACCUACCCCCACGAUGUUGUGAACUACCUGCGCUUAGAGGAAGUAAAGAAUCGUUAUGGAGGGGUGGUGAGCCUCAUCCCCAUCGUUAUAGACACUAUAAAGGAGUGGAUCUAUCACAGUCAGUGGAACAUGUGAAAAAGAUUUCCAGAAAUACCUAGCUGUAAUUCAGCGUCCGCAACAAAAGGCUGCCUGGAUGCCAGCAAGCAAACACCCCAGUUAAAGGAUGGAUCAAAGCUCCUGCAUCAUCUGGGCACCACCUUUAACCACCUGGCUGAUUAAACACAGUGAAAUGAA